UAUAAUGAAAACAUUAUGGCAAAAGCAGUAAAAUGUUUAUCCGUCCCAUCUUAAAAAUAUGUAAAUAUAAAUAUUUAAAACGAUAUUUUUUUGAGUACUUAUUUUGACCAUAAAUAAGACGCGACAAGAUGUUUGGAUCGAUUCGUGAUAAGUUCCAAUCUAUGCAGGAGGGACUUUCUGCAAGUAUACGAGGUCUGUCACUUGCUGAAGCAUCCGUGAAGCCUAAAAAGUCAGUCAAUGUAAGAAAUGUCAAUUAUGAUGCUGGUGCAGAUGUGUUGUAUCAUUUUCAAAUGGAAUGGAACAAUUUACAUGAGCUUGCGGAGGACAAUGCACAAAAAGCUCAAGAAGCUGAUGCUUUGAUAUCUUCCAUUCAUGAAAAACUUGAUGCGCAACAGAAUAAUAUUACAGUAUUAAACGAUAGCUUACAAUCAAUACCACAGAUAAAUAGUACUUUGCAAAGUCUAAUGGACCAAAUUGGUGGUUUACAAGAAAUGUUUGAAGAAGCUGAGAACGCACUUUUUGAAUUACAAGAUUUACAGGAGAUUUUAGAUUUACAGAACAAUCAAUUAGAUCAUAGGUUUCAAUUAGCUUUAUACAAAGAAAAAAAGUUGUCAGAACUAAAACACAUUAGAGAAAAGUUAUCUCAAGAACAUUCCGAAAAAGUGUUCAGGCACGAAAAGCAACAAGAAAGAUUAUUGAAGGAGAGACAAGAAACCUUUGAAGAAGCCUUUAAAGAAGAAAUAAAAGAAUACAAAAAAACAGGUUCAAUUCCAAUUAAGGAAAAGUCAUCGAAAAUGGAAAAAGAGCUAAACUUAGAGGAUGUAGUUUUAGAUACAGAUACAGCUGACUAUGAAGAAUUUAUAAAUGAAUAAUAUAUAUAUCUUGGGCAAUAAUCUAAACAUCAAUUUCGAUGAGAAUUUAUUUUUUUAAGUUAUUAGUUGUAUCGAAAAGUUUAUAUAUAAUUCAGUCGUCACGACUGCGGGGACCAAAAGUUUUGUGCAAGGCCGUCAUAAAACUUGUCCAAUACACCACGUUUGUUAGAUGAUUCAGAUCAUUGAUGUAUAUAUAUUAUAUAUGUAUUAUGCGUUUAAAAGCUAUUUACGAAUCUUUUGUACAAAUGCUAUUAUACAAUUUGGCUUGAUUACAUAAAGGGCUUACUCAUC
This is a messenger RNA of Phymastichus coffea, 1163 nucleotides long. It is a transcript of the gene Dysb, whose product is annotated as dysbindin protein homolog. The transcript is spliced from 5 exons. Gene Ontology annotation, cellular component: cytoplasm. The coding region runs from base 129 to 872 and encodes 247 amino acids. NCBI's taxonomy places the organism in Eukaryota, Metazoa, Arthropoda, Insecta, Hymenoptera, Eulophidae. The record is from RefSeq and is a predicted model, not a curated record. Gene Ontology annotation, biological process: negative regulation of protein kinase activity.